UACAAACAUAGAUAGAUACACACUACUAGUGUAAUUGGAUCAAUUAUUGUAAUUAAGGGAAUGGCGUCGAGCGAUGAAACGCCGGGACAAAUGCCACCGGGAGACGGGUCAGUGCCGCCGGGGAAGGCGAUGUCGGUGGCGCAGAAAGCGGUGGACAAGGGAGUUCAGUUGAUCCAGUCGCUGAAACCCAUGAAGCAGAUGGGGCAACACGUCUGCACCUUCGCUCUCUACAGCCAUGACUUGAGCCGCCAGAUCGAGACUCACCACUACGUCGCUCGCCUUAACCACGACUUCCUCCAGUGCGCCGUCUACGAUUCCGAUGCUCCUAACGCCCGUCUUAUUGGCGUUGAAUAUAUAGUCUCGGAGAAGAUCUUUGAUACCCUCCCGCCUGAAGAGCAGAAACUUUGGCACUCCCAUGCCUAUGAGAUAAUCUCGGGGCUUUGGGUGAACCCAGGAGUCCCAGAAAUGGUGCAAAAACAAGAACUGCAACAACUUUCUCCGACGUACGGCAAGUUCUGGUGCACGUGGCAAGUGGACAGAGGCGACAGGCUCCCGCUGGGGGCGCCGGCGUUGAUGGUGUCGCCGCAAGGGGAGAGCAUGGGGACGGUUAAGCCGGAGCUGAUCAGAAAGAGAGACGAGAAGUACAAGAUCUCGUCGGAGGAGCUCGGGAAAAGCAGGGUGGAUGUUUUGGUGCCGGAAAAUAUAAACCCCAACGCCGACUACUGGGUGCAGACCGGAAAAGGGUUCGCCGUCGACGUAGAGCAAGUUGAAAUGAAGAAACAUUCGCCUUUCCCUUGAUCAAACGCUAUGCAUUAUACUAGAUCAGAUCAGCAACCUAGUAUUAGUAUUUUAGUAUUACAUCCCAUCGUCGUUGUCUUGUCUACUACUCUACUAGAUUUUGAAGGAUUGCCGGUUUUGUUGUUCUAUAUAAUAUUUUGAAUGGAUAAACAAAUUAAGAUGUGAUUUGAGAGGGGGGAGAAUACCUUAGAGAAAAUUUAUUAUUUUAUUACC
This is a messenger RNA of Ipomoea triloba (trilobed morning glory), 1011 nucleotides long. Its product is annotated as oil body-associated protein 2A-like. NCBI's taxonomy places the organism in Eukaryota, Viridiplantae, Streptophyta, Magnoliopsida, Solanales, Convolvulaceae. Bases 61 to 798 code for a protein of 245 amino acids. The record is from RefSeq and is a predicted model, not a curated record. The transcript is spliced from 3 exons.